Messenger RNA from Colossoma macropomum (tambaqui), 1791 nucleotides. RefSeq names its product RWD domain containing 3 (gene rwdd3). The record is from RefSeq and is a predicted model, not a curated record. NCBI's taxonomy places the organism in Eukaryota, Metazoa, Chordata, Actinopteri, Characiformes, Serrasalmidae. Gene Ontology annotation, biological process: positive regulation of protein sumoylation; positive regulation of hypoxia-inducible factor-1alpha signaling pathway. Gene Ontology annotation, molecular function: protein binding. Bases 100 to 879 code for a protein of 259 amino acids. The transcript is spliced from 4 exons.
CGCCCACGUGGUCUGUGUUUACAGCGGCUCUACAGCUGAGCUCGGUUCGGGAAACUGGUUCUGAAACUGAAACUCUUCUUUUAAAUUCUCUCUGCUGAAAUGUGUGAGGAGGUUCUGGAUGAACUGUCGGUUCUGUCUGCGAUUUUCUGCGGAAAGGACGAGUUUGAGGUGAUGGAGGAGUCAGCCGAGACAGGCCUCGUGUACCGCAUCCACACACUGGUACAGACAGACAAGAAGGAAACACCUCUGAACCUGACCUUUCACCUCCCUCCCGGGUACCCAGACGCUCCUCCGGACGUGAGCAUCAGCUCCAGCGAGCUGUCCAGGAAACAGUGCCAGGAGCUGAAGGAGAUGGUAGUGAAUAAAGCGCACAGUCUCCAGGCCAGGCCCAUGGUCCACGAGCUGGUCAUGUGGCUCCAGCAGAACUUCUCUGACCUUAUCGCAACUUCAGACGUCCUCCAGAGCCAAAACAUGGCAGACAGCGAGGCUGAGGGACUCUGGACAGCACUGCUUCAUUUAGACCACAUGAGAUCCAAAGCUAAAUACAUCAGACUGAUUGAAAAGUGGACGGCAGAGCUGAGACUCACUGGACGACUCUUCGUGGGAAAGCCUAUUCUGAUUCUGCUGCAAGGAGAGAGGAGGAGCAUUAAGGAGUAUAUCCACCUCCAGAGGACAGCGAAAGUUGAUGUUGACUCAUCAGGGAAACGGUGCAAAGAGAAGAUGAUGAGCGUUUUAUGUGAAACUCCUCUUUCUGAGGAUUUUAAAAGGAUAUCGACUUUUGAAGUGAAAGAAGCUUUAUCUUUAGAGGACCUCAGAAAGGAGUUUGAUGAAGUUGGAGCCUUGAAGCUCUACCAAGAGUUUGUUCCCUCGUUACUGUAAAUGGAUUCUUCAGUGUUAGACUGUUUUUCUGUUUAUUGGCACUGGGUGGAGCCCAAGACUGCUUUUACAUGUGACUCCUGGAAAAACCGGGACCAGACAGGACCCUCGGGGUGAAAUCUUCUACCCCCUAAUGGUUAAAUACUGCAGGAGAAUGAUGGCCUGACAUUUUCGCCUUGAAGGCUGUUCAGAAAUGCUCUGGAUCAAUUGUAUGUUUUAAACCCCGUAUUUAAGUUAACCUUUACAUUUUCUCGUCUGCAGUAAUUCUCGUCCUAUUUGUGAGAUGGACAGAGCAGAUAGAAACAUCUUACACAAGAACGAUUUUGCAGACUGUGUGUGUGUCAGGGCAGCCUUCAAGAGCAUUUUCCUCCACGCUUAAAGGGCUCAUUAUGCGGAGAAACAAAUUUUGUGAUUUUCUACUCUGACGCAGCAUGAAAGUUUGAGUUUGAUGUAGAACGUAAACUUGGAUCAAAUUAUAAAGCGUACAGUUCGCUCCCCAGCCCAUAUACCAUCGCUGUCCAGAGAAAACAGUGUGUCUCCAUUUUUGUCUAUUUUAUGUUUUCUAUAUCAAUUCAACACACCAGCUGUCCUUUACAUUGUGUGAAAUUUUCAUGAUGAUUGGACCAAUGGAAACGCUCUAAAAUCACUUAGAAUAAAAUCUCUUUACAUUGACUUACAUUGAAAGGUAAGAGUGUUUUUACCCUCUCCUGUAAAGUCACUGUUUUGGAGAUACUUGUUAUUCUUUGGAAAGUGACGAUAUGGAAAUAAGCUGCAUUUUGAAUUCAGUGCUUUUGUGAUGUCACAAAAAACCCAACCCAUUUACGUAGCUCCUCCUGUUUAGCCUACAGCAGUUUGGCCACACCCAUUCACACUGAAGUUAUACAGAGUUAUACAUUUAUUUUCCUGUAUUUUAUU